AUGACGCCAAGGCAUGGCCUACCGCGCCUGCUCCUAGACCAGUCGAUGCGAGCACAUCUGCAUGGAUCUGUGCGGCCGCUUUUUAUGACGCGGAAUGCUAUGUUAGCCGAGCAUCCAUCCAAACGACUGGACGCGAUCGCCGCGGCUACUGCGGAUGCUGUGUCAGAGAAGACCUCUGCACGCGCAUCAGCGCCACCAGACCCUACAUUGCCUUUCUACACGUUUCGCGAACCCACUGGUUCCAUUCCUCGUGCAUUGGAAGAGUGGGCUCCAGAGCAUCGCGUGCGAGCCGGCGCUCCGCGCCUGCACUAUCUCGUGCACAAGCACGAAGUAGACGCGCACGUUCCGCCCGCGCUGGCUUCGUUGGGCACAUUGCACCGCACUGUGGGUCUCGAUUUGGAGUGGGAAUUUGGGCUGUAUGUCGGUCGUACAGCUGUAAUGCAGCUCGCUACGGCCACAGAUAUUUUCGUGAUUCAGCUGUCGCGAAUGCCCACGGUACCAGGCAGCCUGAUCGACAUGCUGCAAGACCCCCGUAUCCACAAGGUCGGUGUGGCGAUCCAGCAGGAUCUGUCCAAAAUGGAAAGAGACUUUGGCAUCCGGUCAGUGGGGGGACUCGAGCUCAGCAGAGUAGCCAGUGAACUGGAUCCUGAGCGCUGGACGAAGCGCCGGACACUCAUUAGUCUGCGAGAUCUGUGUAUGACCUACCUACAACACGACCUGGAUAAGGGACCCACACGUAUUAGCUCUUGGACGCGAAUCCCAUUGACUGAAAUGCAACUUGCCUAUGCAGCGUCGGAUGCGUACGUAUCGCUGGAGCUCGUUCAUGCAAUCCCUCUCCAUGCUCAUCGGCGCCGCCCCCUGACCUAUGCACAGAUCGGUGACGCGCUAGACCAUGCGAUGCAGACACGGACACGCCCCUCGAGCCCCACGACGCGCAAACGGCCCAUGGCGCAUGAACCGCGGAACGCUGUUCCAACGACUCCGGUCUGA
Messenger RNA from Malassezia sympodialis ATCC 42132, 990 nucleotides. RefSeq lists its product as uncharacterized. The coding region runs from base 1 to 990 and encodes 329 amino acids. The transcript is spliced from 2 exons. Gene Ontology annotation, biological process: nucleobase-containing compound metabolic process. The record is from RefSeq and is a predicted model, not a curated record. Gene Ontology annotation, molecular function: 3'-5' exonuclease activity; nucleic acid binding. NCBI's taxonomy places the organism in Eukaryota, Fungi, Basidiomycota, Malasseziomycetes, Malasseziales, Malasseziaceae.